UUACGACAUAGUGCAAUUUAUUUUUUAAGAUAUUCACACGCGCGAUGAUAUAGUACAAAGUGCGCUGUAAUUUCCAGCUCCACGUGUAAAUCCAGCAUGAGGUGAUGGCAGCUCCAGAUGUUUUCGACGCGCCUGUAAUCGAGAGACGCGCAAAUUGUCCCCCUAAUGAAACCAAGUAGCGUGCGAGAGUAGAGUAAAGUGGCGGGAGAGAAAAGAAGAGGUUGAAACGAGAGAGGCACUCGUGGAAUAAGCGCAGAAACGCGGAAGAGUGACUCCGUUGAUGACACUCGACUCGUAAGAAAACUACGAGGGAAGAGGACAAUGGGUCGGAAUUCCUUUCGCCGGAGACAAUUGAGGUAAAGGGAGGGAACGAACCCUCUUCUUCGUGUCAUGAAUGGACAAUCGUGAUGAAACGGAACGCGGUUAAACUGGGAGAGCCAGAGGUCAAAACGUGAAGGCGCGAAACUUGACAAGAGAGUCUUCGAGCGGCGGAGAAGGUUAACCCGGUAAGGAAGAAAGAGGAGAAAGGGCGAAGUGAACCGUAUCCACACACGAGAGAGGAGAUCUGGAACGUGUGUGUGGUAGUGGAUAUAUCGAGUGUCGAUCGCGUAGAACUGGGAAUGCACGGCCAUAGGAGUAUCAAAUUGUUAUAUCGGUGCCGAGAUGAGAGAGAAGCCACUUCGUGGGAGAGCGUUAUUGGGUCGACGUCGUACCAAUAAAAUUCGAAGAUGCGUUGAAAGGAAAACAGAGAGACGAUGUCAGACGAGUCUGAAGGGAGGUCUCUCGUGUCUUUGACAGGAAGAAGGUAAAACUCGGUUCGAUUAGAAUGAUUAGAAGAAUGAGUAGUUUGGAUGGAAGAUUUCAGCCGGAGGAGGAGCUUGAAAUGCAUAUUAUUACGUGCUGUUUUCACAGUUAUUAUAUAAAAUAUAACGAGACUCUCAUCAUAAGAGGCAGAGUAUUGUAGAAACAAGGAGCAAGAUUUCUUAUCCCUGUGAAAUUUUCUCAUAUAUAAAUAUAUAUAUAUAAAUGCACUCAAGACACUUUAUGAGAAAUCGCAGAAGAAGAAAUAAAUAAAUAUAUAUAUAUAUAUGUUUACUAUUUGCGGUAAAACGUCGUCGCGCUCUUAAAAUAAGAGGCAAAAAGACUACAAUGAGAGAUGUUAAACGGCGCGUGCCAUAACAGAGGUCGAGGAAGAGAGGGAACAAUAAAAUGUAAAUCGCCCAGGGAUAUUCCCGUUAUUCUAACAAAGCGUGUUAAGUCGCGUUAAACUGCGAAGGUAAAUUGCGGUUUAAAGCGGAGAUGGUCUCUCUCUCUCGACAAACCGCAUUAUAAAUUAUAUUACGAGAGAGGCAAGAGAAAGUCGCGGGAGAGAGAGAAAUAUCGAGGAUAUCGCAGACUGAUAAGAUACAUCCUGCAUAUCGGGGUGGUGAGAGGCCCCGCUCGAGCGGAAAUUCGCUUUAUUAAUCUAUAUGAAAAGGAGACGGGAUCUCGUCAGAGAGUCCGAGCAUAUAAAUCUGCGACUUGAAAUUCCGACCCCGGUCGUUCGAAUCCGCAUUACACGGUUGAUUUACAUAGACAGUUCUCGGCGAGAGACCAGACUAGCCCGUUCAGCUCUGGAAAAUUGGAGCGACCGGCCGGAAGUCGUGAAUACUUACUCCAAGAACCGAGGCGGAAUAAGAAACGCGAGAGCGGCGAUCGCAAUGAAGCGAGGAAAGGCAGGACUGGAUUCGUUAACUUUUUUCGUCAGCCGGAAAAUAACGAGAAUAUACUUAUUAUCAUUUACAUCGAUAUUAUUCCCUUUGACGGGAACGGAAUUUUGGAGCAAGAACUGACGCUCGAUAAAAACGGAGGAAGCGUAUAUUAAUAAAAAAAUCGCCAUCGGGUCUCUUCUUAAUAGAGCGAUUAUCCUGCGGUAAAGCGGCACAUUGGAGCAUUAAGAUCUUAAACGCCGCGAUUAACCGGCAGCGACACUCGUUAUUAACCCGCAGUUGGAGAAAAUCGUGCCGUGGAAUCGAGAAAUUUUCACUUAACCCAGUGCGCGUUUAUAUAUCCGCGCGUGUAUGGGUCAAACAUUAUGUGAACGGAGAAAAACUUUAACGACCCACAAUCCGUGGAAUGAUCCUGAUUUUUUUCCCCCGGUUAAAUUUCCUUGGUCGGGACACCUGUAGACGCAGAUGUCUAGACUAGUGGAUGAGUAGUCCGUCGAGGGUAUUACGUAUUUUUCCUUGUACGCGCACAUGCACCAGUCAUUCGGAGGAACGUCUAUUAUAGACGAGGUGUUGAUGGUUUUGCGCUGAUGCGGCGAUAAAUCAGCCUGACGUUAAUCGCGAUAUACGUCGCUCCUCGCAUCUGAAUAAUCGCGCUCACCCUGAGCGAAGGAGAUUGCGACCUACCGAGAGGAACUGGAUCCUGUUACAAGACUCCAAUAAGGAAUAAGGAGCGGGCUGGGCAAAUUCGAGAUUUCAAGAUUGGAUGUCUUGCCUCACAAAUCUCCCCAGCCGUGUAAACGACUCAUUGAGAUGCGAGAAACUGCUGUAUCAUCGCGUUGAUGAUCGCCUUCCCGCCUACGAAAUCAGCCUCGCUCGUUGCAGAUCGAUGCUGAAAAAAAGACACUGGAUAUGAAAUUGCGGGAUUCUCACGCAUUUCCCGGAUUCCGCGUUCGCGGAAGAUAAACAACUCGAUAGCAAACUCGAUUCGUGAAAAAAGGGUGCGAAGAUGCGGAUGCAGAUACUGAAGGUUGUGGUGGUCCUGCUUGUCGCAGGAUCAGGCGAUGCCAGACCUCAAAAAAGUGGCGACGCGAAUUCGGCGCCGCAGGCGGAAACGAGCGACGUGGGAUGGAGAGACGUUCAAGCCCGGAACAACGCGACGCACGAUACAAUUCGGGACGAUAGCAGGUAUACGGGGACUUCCGGACGUAAUAGAAAGUCGUAUAUCAGAGGUUUCCGCGAUAGUGUCGAUUUGUCACGCGGUCUCGCUCCGACAACGCGAUCGUCGUCGUACGACGUUGCUCGGCGUCGUUCUAAGAUCGAUGACAUCUGGACGACGUCCGAAUUUAAAGCACCCACGAGUCUUUCGAGGACGAACGUAUUGGGCGAGAUCGGCGUUCCAAGUUCGAACAAGGCGAACGGAUCAUCUUCUCUUCGUGGUCCUUCUGGCUCCGGUUCAGGAGCCGAUCGAACGAUCGAUUAUUCUAAAAUAUUAGGUGGUGGGAAUUACUAUAAUUUAGGAAGGCCGAAUCGAGACUUCAAGUCGACAGUCGCUCGGACGAGGUACUCUUCAGGAAAUCAUUUCUUGGCGAAUCAUCAUCACGCGUCUGGUUUGACGAGCGGCGAUAUUUCUAUCGCGAAAAAUCGGCAGGGAUCAGGUUCCAUCAAGUCCGACUCGUUCUCGAAUAAACGUGUUCUCGGAAAUGACAGGUCGCGUUGGAGAAUAAAACAGGUUUCGAGCAUAGCUAGAACUAAGGUCUCGAUCGAUCCUCGGGAAAGCGCUAUUUCAUCGACUCGCUCCGUUCAUAAAGAAAUCGGCAAAAAUACCGAUUCGAUCGUGACUUCGAAGGAAAAUCCGAAACUCGCUUUCGCAACCGAUUCUCUUCGCCUUGUUGUCGAUGCCGAGCACGCGGAUCUGAAUAAUUCAACAGCGCCCACCCAUCCGAUUUUCAUCUCGGAUCCGAAAUCGAGAAUCCCUUAUGACGCGACUCGCAGACCCGGGAUAACUUCGAAUAGAAACUUCGUCAGACUCCGAUAUCCGUUCUCCACUUUGAAUCGAGGCUCCAGCAGCGUCGCCCUGAAUUCGAAGCCCGGUGACGAUGUUCAGUCGAGAGAGCCGAUGAAGAACCACUUGACAGCCUCGUUUGAUCAUCAUUCGACGAAGAGCCAUCGUCAUCCUUCGCAGAAGUUGUCGAGUCCGGUCGAGAGAGUCGAGGGAACAUCGAACGCGUACUUGAAGAUCUGGCCGAACGAGACGUCCCAGAAUAUCGAGGAUCUGUACAAGGAUGAGAAGUACACUUUGUCCUUGAAGGAGAAUUUGAAUCGCGAGUCCGGCUUUCACGAUGCCGAUCAGACGCCGAUGAUUCUAUCGUCGGACGACGGCUACUAUAAUCACCCGGAUCCGAUUAUCGACGCCAGCGUGAAGAAGAUCAUCCACUGGUUGAAGGUGGACACGAUGCUGCCGAACGGCUCGCAACUGAUAAACGAGGAUGUUCAUAAACCAGUCGAAUCGGUGUUCGACUCGAUCUACGAAAACUUGGAACCCAAUCGGCCGCUAAGCGAUUAUAAUGACGAUCGUUAUGAGACCGUCGUUCUUCAGGAUCCGUCUCAGAAUCAAGAUCUCGAGGAAAUAAAUCAUGAAGAGUAUCCGGAUCCAGCCCUUCAACCACAGUAUUCGAUAGAUUCUACGAAUCUUUCUCCUCCUUUAACUUCCUGGCCCAACGCGGCGUUGCUGAAGAACAAGACUGUCCUGAAUCCCAUGACACUGGUGACGCAGAAUACAGUGGUCCAGAUUCUGAACGACGGUUCGAAGGAAGCGAAUGUAACGAAAGUGCCUCAGUUGAGCACGAUAUCCGGCGACGAAGCGACUUCUUCCGAGAAUAAAGAACCUUCCAAGCAGGAGACCAACACCUUUCCCUCGUCCUACAACUGCCCGACGAUCACCAUCAACACUUACACCCGCGUGAACAAUACGAUUCAAAGCAAGGAAGGCUGCACCGAUCUGAACAUAAUCGUCAACUCUCACGUCCUGAACACGAACGUGUUCAAACCCAGUAACAAACCCACCGAAUUGGCUCAGACUUCUCUGGCGACCGAAGGCUACGAUAACGAGAGCGACAAGUAUUCCGGGGAGCUCGACGAUCUCUCUCAUCAGGAUUCUUCAGACAGUUUCGUAACCGCGGCAAUCGGUUCCUAUAGCCCGGUUGAAGCGCCGCAACCUGACGAUUAUUACGAUUCCCAUAAGGAUCCCUUAAUUUUGGAUCCCGUCCCAGAAUUGUCGACCGUCGAAGUCUUUCAGAACACUCACAUCAGUCUGACCAACUCGGAUGUCCCUCUCCCGGAUCCUGCUGGAUCAUCCGUCGAUGGUAAUCCUGUAGGUGAGAUUGCUGAAGUAAGUGGUUCACCUGAUCCGGCUCCAGUCGUUCACGGAUUGGCUUCGUCCAAUGCCGCGACGGGUCAGGCCAUCAAUGGCCCAGGUACCUUGCAGCUUCCCGCGCUGCCAAAUAUUCCUGCUCGACCUUUAGCAAGUGCUGUUGGUGGUCUAGCUUCGUCGGUUUCCGCAGGAUCCUCCGGCAACAAAGAUGACGAAGACGACGAAUUUGACAUGUCGCCGAGCGGCGUUUUGCAGUCGGUGGCUUCGGUCUUUACGUACUUUUCUCUACUGAAUCCACUCGGGUACAGUUUCUUCAGCCUCGCUGCGGCGCCAUUCGCCGCGAUGGCGGCUGGAGUCCUCGGGGUCGCCGCGGUCAUCUUCCCCUGGGCGAUACCGAACGUCAUUGACUUCGGACGCGCCACGGACAAGGUGACGGUCAGAUUCAGGCCGAAUGUCGAGGAGUUUGUCAAGCAAGCCGUGCACAAGUACAAAGGUCUGAACGAGUGGAAGAGCAGGCGGAAGAAGCGCAGGAGAUGCGAGCAGAAAAAUAUCACCCACCGUGAGUUGAAGGAUCUCCAAUACAUGGAUCAGUCCUUGCGAACCGUCGCCACUCAACUCCUCAACGUCACAAAUCCGCAAGAGGUGAUAAAAACACACAACAAAGAGUUCACCAAGGUGGAGCAUGGCACGACGACGACGCUGAAGUCCCCCGAAGAAAGCGACACGUCUUCAUCCAUCAGAGACGUCAGUUCGGAAAUCGAGAACUCGGAGCCGGUUGGCUUAACUUUCGGCAGGCCGAUCAAUUCCAAGUUCAGUUACUUCGAGAGCAGCCAUCCUGGCCAGGCGAUGGCGAUAACGGAGGAAGAAUUGGAGCGGGAGAUGAGCUCCACGAGGUUGAUGAACGCCUACAAGCAUCACCCGACGACCACCGGCGGCAUUUCCACCUGGAUCCUCUUAAACCCACCGUCCACGACUGUGAAGAGCGCAGAGAGCGAGAAGACCAAGUUGCAGCAACCUUUUCAGACGGAAGUGCGACUGACAGUCAGACCGAGUUCGUCGAUCGACAAAGCGGAACCGAUCUCGCAGUCUGAGAAGACGGUGGAAAAGAGCACACCGCAGUUGAUCUCCUCCGUCAUAACCACGGAGAAGGUAAUCACGAAGAAGCAGACCACUGCGACAACCACGAAGAGGCUGACGACUACUCCGAGACCGGAGAGAGAGAGCACUCUGGAUGCGGAGACGUUGGAGUCCUCUUCGAGCACGUCCACUUUGAAGGUGGUUCGCACCACACCUGCCGGCACUUGGACGAGCGACGAGACCAUCCCCUCGAGCAGCGUUUCCACGACAAAGAAGAACCAGCGAACCACCGUUAGACCACCGAAGAGCACCACUCCGAGAACGACUAAACCGAUAACGCCGAAGCCGACGAGAUCGGGUCAGCAAGGUAGACCGAAGCCUACCACGACGAAGAGGACCACGAUCAAGCUCGAAACGACGACGAAGAACGAGACGACCGCGACGACCGGUAAGAUCGAGAAGGUGACCUUCAAACCGGUUCAGAUCAUCACGACUCCGCAGAACAAGCCGGAGAGUACGGAGAAACCGAUAUUCGUCACUAAAAUCAAAGCUUCGAUGCUGAUGGACAAUCAGAAAGCUCCGAGCACUUUAGCCCCGACCUCGGCAUCGACCUCAAUGACCUUGGAUCCCGAUUUCGCGUCCAAGACGGACCUGUCUGGCACAGAUCUCGUGGAAGUGCUAGUGAGAUCGAAGCCGAGCAUUAAGGGAAAUACGGCGCAGAAAGCACAGCUGAAGAAGCCUGCUGAAGAGGCUACGCAGAUCGAAAUCGAACCGAUCAAGGUGAACGCGCCGAUCCUGAAGAUCGAGAAGCUCGAUAAGAACAAGAUGGAGCAGAUCGUGGAGAAAAACGCGGAUAAUCUGAACAAUUCCAAGGUAGACUUGCAGUUCGAGUUCAACCACGAACUGACGAGGAUCAACGUGGAUACGCAGACAGAGGUGGCCGCGACCUCGACGACCUCAACGACCUUGACUACUACCCCGGCGACGUCGAGCACGACCAAGCGGCCGAGACACAACUCGAAGAGGAAGAAGAACAAGGGUCGCAGACGCAAACCAUCCACGACUUCGACGGUUCCAAGUUCGACGACCGUUGCAACCGUCAUCUCUACCUUGAUGGAGACCAGCGAGGGUGUCACCGACCCCACCAUCCUGGACAACGCGAUCCAGGAGUCCAAGAUCGCGCCUGACACAAAGAUCGCGAAGAACAAGAAGAAGCAACCGCAGAAAGCCAUCAGCACUCAAAUCUACAACUUCCUCAGUCGCGAGGUGAUGCCCAGCUUCGGAGUGAUGUCUCUGGUAGGUCUGGGUCUCGGUUUAGCCUCGUACUUCCUGUAUCCCUUCGGCGGGACCAUCGCGCGAAGGAACUACGAGGUGGAGCCGAAUUACAAGUACAAUCCGGAAGAAUACGGCGGUAAUUACGGACAAAGCGAGGAAGAGGUGUUGUCCAAGGUAUUUCAGGGUAUGACGAACCACGAGAACAAGUACCCAGGAGUCAACAGCAAUUAUUAUCAUUACCAGCACUACGACGGCGCUUACGACACCUCGCAGACGACGAAGAGGACCGACGCGAGAUACCCGUCCAUCGCCACGUCGCCGGUUCACAGAACGGUGGAGAACACCCAGGCGGGAGUCAAGUAUCGAAAUACGGACUUCAGGUACGCCGAGGCUCCAACCACCCCGGUUUACUACGAGCGCAAGCAGGACCUGGUCGCGGAAGCCUCCGGAUCGGCGGAUCGGCAGUUCGUGGUCGGCAACGUACCCAAGGAAUACCCCUUCGAGCCCGUGAAAGCGGCCGCGUUGCCGAUCGACAGCAAAAACGUCAAUUACGUAUCGACCGAGAUCGGACAGACGCAGUUCGAGAGGGACAUCGCGCAAGGUUUGAAUUUCCCGCCCAAUUCGGCGGACCUGCACAAUUACGGCGCUCACCUUACGGAGGUGUCGACCGUCCGAUCGGACGACGGAGGAUACGAGGAGAUUGAAAUCACGCCGACCGCGGUGGCGGUCGAGCACGGGCCGCGCUCCCUCAAGGUAAAACGCGCCGUUACCAGCGGAGAUCAACGUUCAAGGUCGAAGAGGGAGUCGGUAAUACAGGUUAUACCGUCGAAGCACGAGCUGGAGGAGGAGCGGGAGGAGGCAGAGAAGGAGGAGGACCUGAGCAACGAGAUUCUGGAUAUCAUCGACUCGGCUCUUCCUGGUGGGGAUCAACGAAAGACCACCAGUGAGGAGAACGAGGUGGAUUUCGAGGGGCAGAGGAAGAAGCAGAAGAAGGAAUCCGUCACGAAGACUCCUACCACCGUGAAAAGUGUGGAAGACACGACGAAAAUUCCGGAAACUUCCACUCCCAAAACAGUCGAGGGAACUAAGGAGGAUUUAACCACGGAGAAGAGCUCUUCUGAUGGAGAGACUCCUCCAGUGAGUACGACGUCGAAUCCCAAGGACACGAAAGCGACGACUGUCGAAUGGUUCGAUGACUCGACCACGAAGAAGCCCGCGGAAGGCUUCAGUCUCUUCGACUUCGUGAAGAAAGUGGCCGAGAUCAAGUUCAGGUUGGGCCUGACGAUCCUUAAACACGCCAGCGAAGGAUUCGCGCGAUAUCUGGGUCACGUGCAGAAGAGGAUCAACGGAGAGGAAUGAGGAUGAUGAGGACGAACCCGAAGAGCGGAGAUCAAUUCACUGGCGAUCAAAGUUUUGUCUCUUGCGCGAUAUCGUUUAUAUCUAACAUUGUUCAACGAAGAAAUUCACUGGAAUGAGAUUAGUCGUUCCUUAUAUUUUUUUGGAUGUUGAAUAUGAAUCUGAUUUCCAAAUUAUUGCAUCAUAAUUUUGAGAAAUUUUAAAUUAAAGUUGCAAAAAGAGGCUUCUUUCACGAACUUUGUUAUAUUAUAGCUAUAUAUGUGACGUGAUGCUAUGGAGAAGUUUUAUGGCAAUCAAAAUAAAGUAUAUUGUUAAGACUUUCAACCCUCGAAAGAAAUUUUUUAUGUCAAUAAGAUAUUCAUUGUUAAAUAGGAAGUUAGCUGUCAUUGACGAUUUAUCAAAUAAAUUUCAAUUAUGUUUAUUUAAUUUUAAAGAUUUUUUAGAUCACUGAAUACACAAAUGUCAAAAUUGUCAAAUUCAAAAUGAUGAA
Nylanderia fulva is the source of this 9277-nucleotide messenger RNA. NCBI's taxonomy places the organism in Eukaryota, Metazoa, Arthropoda, Insecta, Hymenoptera, Formicidae. The record is from RefSeq and is a predicted model, not a curated record.